This is a messenger RNA of Staurois parvus, 364 nucleotides long. The record is from the annotation of a GenBank genome assembly. Lineage: Eukaryota; Metazoa; Chordata; Amphibia; Anura; Ranidae.
AUGGGGCCCCCGGGCAAUAGGGGAUCAUGGGGCCCCUGUGUCCUUGCCCAAACUCAAAAAAGCCUAUGAAAAAGGUACCAUGGGCAUCUCAUGGGGCCCCCUACUGACCCCCCUCGGGCAGUUUCCAAAUGGUCAGUCCGCCCCUGGGGUGCACUUGUGAAUGAGCCCUUACCAGGGGGGGACUGACAACUCAUGGGGCCCCCGGGCAAUAGGGGAUCAAGGGGCCCCUGUGUCCUUGCCAACUCCCAAAAAAGCCUAUGAAAAAGCCAAUGAAAGGUACCAGGAGCAUCUCAUGGGGCCCCCUACUGACCCCGGGCUCUCGGGCAGUACCCGAGUGCUCAAAUGGUCAGUCCGCCCCUGGCCC